This is a messenger RNA of Colletotrichum spaethianum, 1407 nucleotides long. RefSeq names its product pantothenate transporter liz1. Gene Ontology annotation, cellular component: membrane. Gene Ontology annotation, molecular function: transmembrane transporter activity. Lineage: Eukaryota; Fungi; Ascomycota; Sordariomycetes; Glomerellales; Glomerellaceae. Bases 1 to 1407 code for a protein of 468 amino acids. The record is from RefSeq and is a predicted model, not a curated record. The transcript is spliced from 3 exons. Gene Ontology annotation, biological process: transmembrane transport.
AUGGGGUCAGAGCACGAAUACGCAUCCGCGUCUCCGAAAGGAGCCACGGUGGACGAGUCGUUUUCAGACGAGCACAAUUCGGCAACAGUCGAGAAGAAGAAGGUGCCUUGGUGGGCAUAUAUCUGGGAUUACGAGCCGGGACGCUCACCGGAGGAACGCGUAUUCAUCCAGAAGCUCGAUGUCUUCCUGAUAACAAUGCUAAGCUUGGGCUAUUUCAUCAAGAACCUCGAUCAGACAAACAUUAGCAACGCAUUCGUCAGCGGCAUGAAGGAGGAUCUCCAGAUGAACGGCAAUGAAAUCAACCUCAUCGACACAGCCUGGACGGUCGGCUAUGUUGUGGGUCAGAUCCCCUCGCAGAUCGUCCUCACCAAGGUACGGCCAUCCAUUUGGGUGCCCUCUUGCGAGCUGCUCUGGACAGUCUUGACAUUUUGUCUGGCGGCUGCAAAGACCUCAAAUCAUGUUAUUGCCAUCCGUUUCUUCGUCGGUUUGGCAGAGUCCAUCUUUUAUCCGGCCGCUCAUACUAUCCUGGGAUCGUGGUAUAAGCCGUCUGAGUUGGGCAAGAGAGCGUGCAUUUUCCACGCCUCCUCAGCUGCGGCCAGCAUGUUCUCGGGCUAUCUGCAAGCUGGCGUUUAUCGCGGCCUCAACGGUGUGCAUGGCCUUGCGGGCUGGAAAUGGCUAUUUGACCGAGACUUGGCCCGCAAGCGUAUGGCGAGCGUCGGCCGUGCUCCUCGGACAAAGUUGGGACGCUCUGCCUUCAAGCGAAUUUUUGGUCGGUGGCACGUUUAUUUAUUGACGAUUCUCUACAUUGUUUUUAUCAACAUCGGCCCGUCCAGCAGUGUCAACCCCUUUUCACUGUGGCUGAAGGCAAAGGGCGAGACUGUGGAGAAGAUUAACAUCAUUCCUACAGCUGCAUCUGCAAUCCAGCUGGUUCUCACCGUCUCCUUCGCCAUCGUCUCUGAUGCAAUUCGUCACCGUGCUAGCGUUAUGUCCGUGUCUACUUUCCUCGGCGGUUUCGCAGCCUUGAUUCUAGCCAUCUGGAACGUUCCAGACGGCCUGAAGUGGUUCGCAUUCCUGCUGCAGCGUGCUUCUGUGCCGUACGGACCGCUCAGCAUGAGCUGGACUAACGAGAUUUGCGGCGCUGAUGCCGAGGAGCGCGCCAUAGUCAUUGGCAUCAUGAACUCAUUGGGAUACGCAUUCAACGCCUGGGUGCCAAUCUUGACGUAUCCUCAAGUCGACGCCCCGACAUUUAAGAAAGGUUUCAUUUAUUCUACAGUUGCCUUUGGUGCUCAAGCUAUCAUCACGGCUACCGUGGCGUACCUUUACAAGCGCGAGAGGAAGAAGCAGGGAAUCGCUAAGAGAGAUGAAGAAGGAGUCACUGCGCCAGCUUCGGUUCCUAAUGUAGAAUAA